Messenger RNA from Saccharomycopsis crataegensis, 462 nucleotides. RefSeq names its product D-tyrosyl-tRNA(Tyr) deacylase (gene DTD1). The coding region runs from base 1 to 462 and encodes 153 amino acids. Lineage: Eukaryota; Fungi; Ascomycota; Saccharomycetes; Ascoideales; Saccharomycopsidaceae. Gene Ontology annotation, cellular component: cytoplasm. Gene Ontology annotation, biological process: tRNA metabolic process. The record is from RefSeq and is a predicted model, not a curated record. The transcript is spliced from 2 exons. Gene Ontology annotation, molecular function: D-tyrosyl-tRNA(Tyr) deacylase activity.
AUGAAAAUUGUAAUCCAGAAGGUCACCAGGGCAUCUGUUACUGUUGAGAAUCAGGUCAUAUCCUCCAUUCAGAAGGGUCUUAUGCUUCUUGUGGGUAUUAGUGUCAACGAUACAAAGGAAGACGCCGACAAACUUUGCAAGAAGGUGGUUAACUUACGAUUAUUUGAGGAUGAAGUCGACGGCAAGUUUUGGAAGAAAAGCGUCAAGGAGAUCAACGGGGAAAUCUUAUCGGUAUCGCAGUUCACCUUGAUGGCGAAAACACGGAAGGGAACUAAACCUGACUUUCAUUUGGCACAAAAGGGGGAAAUUGCUAAAGAAUUGUAUGAUUACUUUCUAGGGCUUAUGAGAAGUGAGGUUGGUGAAAAUAACGUUAAAGAUGGCCAAUUUGGGGCGAUGAUGGAUGUCAGUUUGAACAACGACGGGCCAGUAACAAUAUUACUAGACUCUCAGGAAAAUAAAUAG